Molecule: messenger RNA, 1932 nt
Organism: Colletotrichum truncatum
Lineage: Eukaryota; Fungi; Ascomycota; Sordariomycetes; Glomerellales; Glomerellaceae
Product: double-strand-break repair protein rad21
Biological process (GO): replication-born double-strand break repair via sister chromatid exchange; mitotic sister chromatid cohesion
Cellular component (GO): mitotic cohesin complex
Molecular function (GO): protein binding; chromatin binding
Source: RefSeq, a predicted model, not a curated record
AUGUUCUAUUCGGACGCGCUCCUCGGAAAGAGCGGGCCUCUGGUCCGCGUAUGGCUUUCUGCCAACCUCGAGCGCAAGCUCUCCAAGACGCACAUCCUGCAGUCCAACCUGCCCGACAGUGUAGAAGCAAUUAUCACACCCGGCCAAGCGCCGAUGGCUCUCCGUCUAAGUGGUCAGCUGCUGCUUGGUGUUGUGAGAAUUUACAACCGAAAAGCCCGCUACCUGUUGGAGGACUGCAACGAAGCCUCUAUGAAGAUUAAAAUGGCUUUCCGCUCAAGCGACAACCAUGAUAUCCCCGCCGCUAACCUUUACGCCAACAAUCGCGAAGCAUUGCUACUGCCUGACAAAAUCACUCCACUCGAUAACCUUGAUCUUCCCCCGCCUCCUGAUGCCGCCUGGCUUUUGUCACAGAUGGACGACGUAACGGCUACCCCUGUGGGUCGUAAGGGUCGCGUCAGCAAUCGUGAUAUCAACCUGCAGGAAGACUUCAACAACAGCCAAUUCCUGAAUCAGGUAGACAAUCUUGAUGACGAGCUCGAGCUCGCUCCGAUGGAGGACCUGGAUUUGGAACUGGAUUUUGGCAUGGAUGUGGACGAACCCCGCGGCCGGAUGGAUACCACCAUUGAAAUGGGAAGAGAUGCACCCCUUGCUCGCUCAGUUGAGGACGACAUGUUCAGUGAGCUGGACAUCAUGCCUAGAGGAAAAGACCAACCCGAGCGCGAAGCCUCCUUGGGCUUGAACCUUGACUUUGGCGACGACAAUGUACGCAUCGCCGACGAGGAGGGAGACAUUCAAAUGGGCGACGACAACGAGUUCCAGUUCCCCAUUGCUGAUCAGUCCGUUGUUCCUGGAGCUCCUCUUGACAUGGGACGCGCUCGCAUUUCCGAGUCACCUCUUUCAGAGAUCGAUCCCGAGUUUGCAAGAGAAGUUGAGGAAGAGUACUCUCGUAUUCAGCACACCGAUCUCUACGAACCCGAUGAGGACCAGGAACACUCUGUUGUCCGGCAUCCGCAGCGCGCCAAGAAGAGGAAGGUUCUUCUUCCGGAUGAGCAGACGAUGCUUUCCAGCACUCACAUCAAGGAUCAACAAGCCAACCAUGCCAACAUUCUCAGGACCCAGUCUUUCUUGCCUAAGGACCCUUUUGUUCUUGCACUCAUGGAGAUGCAGAAGAGUGGUGGCUUCGUUUCCAACGUCAUGCUGGAGGGACGCAGUGCCAACUGGGCACCUGAGUUGCGAGGCAUGCUUUCCCUCGAGGCUAUUAGCCGAUCCAGCGAGUUGAAGAGAAAACGUGACAGUGGUAUUGCAGAUGUUGAGAGCGAUCAAGGUCUUUCAUCCAAGUCACCACGUUUGAAUGUUGAAGAGGAGGAUGCUUUUGCUGUCGACGAUGCUGGUCUGGGUAACCAAAGCGUUGCUGCCGAUGGCACCAUUCUUGAAAUUCCUGCUGAUGAGGAUGGUAUGGGCUUUGGAGGAGAUGAUGACACUGCCAGGCCCGUUUCGCGCGAAGCAAGCCCUAUGCCGAACUUUGACGACACAGUUGCCCCUGCUGUCCACCCUCAAGACAGUGGCCCAGUUUCACUCGGCACUAAGCAUGCCGUACACGUUCUGAGAGACAUCUUUGGCCCUGAUGCCGAGCAUGAUGCUGACAAGCGCAAGAAGAAUGCGGUUGUUUUCCAAGAUCUCCUCCCAGAGAAGAGAACGACAAAGGCGGAUGCGACGAAAAUGUUCUUCGAGUGCCUUGUCCUGGCAACAAAGGACGCCAUCAAGGUCGAACAAGGCGAGAACCUCGGUGCUCCUAUCAAGGUCCGCGCGAAGCGUGGGCUCUGGGGUGCGUGGGCCGAGCGGGAAGCUGGCGGCGAGAUUGCUGAGGAUGAAGAGGCCAACCAGCCAGAGCCGGCAGCUGUUAGUGCUCCAGCUGUGGCUGUAGAGGCAUGA